GGCUCCGCUGCAGAACAGGAUGAUGGAGUACAUGGAGGACAAGUUCUCUCUGAAGAGCGCGGGCCUGAAGGCCGGCGGGGAUUUCUACAUGGAGCAGGUCCUGGACGGGCUGGACGGGGGGCCCUACUUCUCCAAGGGCCCCCCCAAGGGCGGCCAGGGCUUCGGGGAGCUGCGCUCCGACCCGGCCGGCGGGUUCUCGGUGCCGGAGCAGGACGCGCUGCGCCCGGACCUGUCCGUGUCCAGCAGGCCGCUGGACGGCAGCAGCUGCUGCGGCCUGCGCGCGUCCCCGGCGCCCAGCGCGCCCGACAAGAGCGAGCUGGAGCUGGACAUGGACAUGGACAACAGGGGGGACAUGGGGGACCUGGGGGGGGACAAGUGCGGCGGAGACAGCAACGUGUCCAGCAGCAAGAAGCGGCGCCACCGCACCACGUUCACCAGCGCGCAGCUGGAGGAGCUGGAGAAGGUGUUCCAGAAGACGCACUACCCGGACGUCUACGUGCGGGAGCAGCUGGCCAUGAGGACGGAGCUGACGGAGGCCCGAGUGCAGGUGUGGUUCCAGAACCGAAGGGCCAAGUGGCGGAAGCGUGAGCGAUACGGGCAGAUCCAGCAGAUCCAGCAGGCCAAGAGCCACUUCGCUGCGACCUACGACCUGUCGGUGCUGCCGAGGUCCGACAGCUACACGCAGAUCCCCAACAACCUGUGGUCCAGCCCGGCCCCCGGGGGCCCGGUGGUGUCGUCCUGCAUGCUGCCGCGCGGCUCUCCGCCCUGCGUGGCGUCCUACGGGCCCUCGCCGCGCUCGGCGGCGGCGGCGGCGGAGCACGGCUACAUGGGCUUCCCCGGCCAGCAGAACCAGUUCGGACACGUCUCCCUCAACAACUUCUUCUCCGCCGACUCGCUGCUGCCGCCCCCCGCCUUCGAGACCAAGCCCGAGUUCGAGCGCCGCUCGUCCAGCAUCGCCGUGCUGCGCAUGAAGGCCAAGGAGCACGCCGCCAACAUCUCCUGGGCCAUGUGACGCCGACGACGUCCUCGCCGACCCGGAGACCCGCGGAGCUGAAACGUGUCUGGUCUGGGAGGACAGGAGGUCCAGCGUGACCCGGGCCGGAGCAGACGGGCCGGCAGAACCAGAACCUGCUGCGAG
Messenger RNA from Cololabis saira (Pacific saury), 1138 nucleotides. It is a transcript of the gene alx1, whose product is annotated as ALX homeobox 1. The record is from RefSeq and is a predicted model, not a curated record. The coding region runs from base 20 to 1012 and encodes 330 amino acids. Lineage: Eukaryota; Metazoa; Chordata; Actinopteri; Beloniformes; Belonidae. Gene Ontology annotation, biological process: negative regulation of DNA-templated transcription; positive regulation of transcription by RNA polymerase II; embryonic skeletal system morphogenesis. The transcript is spliced from 5 exons. Gene Ontology annotation, molecular function: DNA-binding transcription activator activity, RNA polymerase II-specific; RNA polymerase II transcription regulatory region sequence-specific DNA binding.